UGCGGCUGCCUGCGCACUCCCACCGGGAGAGAGCGCGAAUGACCGUGCCUCACAAACCCAUCGGCGGUUUCAAAUCUCGGUAAACAGAUUUUCAACUGUGCAAUGGAAAACUUAAGAAGAAAAAUCUGUCCCUAAAGGAGAGUAACCUUCUAGGCGACAGCAACGGGCCCCAAGGCAGCUGCCUAUCUUCUGGCUUUGCCGCUGCUCCCUGCCGGCAGCUUGUGAUGUGUUGCGGUUCCUUAAGGGCAGGCAGUGUGGGGCACGUGGUGUGUGCAGCUUCUCCCACCAGGAUCGUAGGAAGGAAAAUGCGGGAAAAGUAGGUAAAUCUGUUACUCUCCUCAACGACCGCCCUUCCCACCGGCCGGGCAGAACUCCUGUUCCUUGCUCUGUCCCUAAAGGGCGCUCGGCAGCGGGGCCGCCGGGGGACACACCAGCAGACCGGGCCAUGGCAGGCACCGAGCAGCGCUGACACUUAAACCAUAAACAUGAAGAAAUUAAAGCUUAAAGAACUGGAAAGCUGUCUUCAAGAAGUUGAUACUUUUGACAGUCCAAAACUACUCCUUGAACAGUAUCCAACAAGACCUCAUAUCGCAGCAUGUAUGCUUUAUACAAUUCACAAUACUUUUGAUGAUAUUGAAAACAAAACAAUUGCAGAUUUAGGAUGUGGUUGUGGCAUGCUCAGCAUUGGAAGUGCAAUGUUGGGAGCAGGAUUCUGUGUGGGAUUUGACAUAGAUGCAGAUGCACUGGAAAUAUUUAAUAGCAAUAUUGAAGACUUUGAGCUCACAAAUGUCGACAUGGUUCAGUGUGAUAUCUGUUCUUUGUCUGGUAGCAUGUCAGAUGCUUUUGACACAGUUAUUAUGAACCCUCCUUUUGGUACCAAGCAUAAUAAAGGAAUUGAUAUGAUUUUUCUGAAAACUGCUCUACAAAUGGCAAAAACAGCUGUAUAUUCCCUUCACAAAACUUCAACACGGCAGCACAUUCAAAAGAAAGCAGAUGAAUGGGAAGUGAAGAUGGAAGUCAUAGCAGAACUUAGAUUUGACCUACCAGCAUCAUACAAGUUCCAUAAGAAGAAAUCAGUUGACGUUGAAGUGGAUUUCAUUAGAUUUUCUGCCAAGAAAUUCCUGAACUGAGGCAUGUCUUUAAAACCUAUUGAAAAUGGAACAUUAAAACCGCUAAUUUUUUAAAAUUUUA
Molecule: messenger RNA, 1191 nt
Organism: Myiozetetes cayanensis
Lineage: Eukaryota; Metazoa; Chordata; Aves; Passeriformes; Tyrannidae
Gene: METTL5
Product: methyltransferase 5, N6-adenosine
Exons: 8
Coding region: 486-1130 (214 amino acids)
Biological process (GO): rRNA methylation
Molecular function (GO): rRNA (adenine-N6-)-methyltransferase activity; nucleic acid binding
Source: RefSeq, a predicted model, not a curated record